Messenger RNA from Aspergillus ibericus CBS 121593, 2568 nucleotides. RefSeq names its product rRNA (cytosine-C5-)-methyltransferase NOP2. Lineage: Eukaryota; Fungi; Ascomycota; Eurotiomycetes; Eurotiales; Aspergillaceae. Gene Ontology annotation, cellular component: nucleolus. The coding region runs from base 47 to 2317 and encodes 756 amino acids. The record is from RefSeq and is a predicted model, not a curated record. Gene Ontology annotation, biological process: rRNA base methylation; maturation of LSU-rRNA. The transcript has a single exon. Gene Ontology annotation, molecular function: RNA binding; rRNA (cytosine-C5-)-methyltransferase activity.
CGGAAGAACAACCAACUUUUAUCCCGCAUCACAUUCACAGUUCACAAUGGGUCGUGGUCGUCGUAUGAAGAAGCAGGGCCCCCCGGCCCCGCUCGAUGAGUCCAAAAUCACCAUGCUCAAGAAACGCAAGGCUGGUGAGGCCGAGUCGAAGGCCGAGGCGGGCAAGAAGCGGAGAAGAGCUGAUGCCGACGAGGAGGAGGUCGCGAAGCCCGUGCUGAAGAAGAAGGCCAAUGGUGCUGCUAACGCUAAGGAGACCAAGACGACCAAGGCGACCAAGGCUGAGGGCAAAGCUAAGGCCAAGCCCGUCGAGAAGAAGCCCCAGUUCAUGGAUUCGGACGAUGAGGAGGAAGAACUCGAGGAGUUGGACGAGUCGAUGCUUGAUGAGUUUGAGGAUCUGGAUGGUGUCAGUGAUGGCUCGAUGGACAGCCAGGAGGAGGAGGACGACGACGACUCGAUCAUGGAUUCGGACGAAGACGACCACCCUCGCGAAACCAUGUUCUCCGACGAAGACCUUUCCGACGCAGAAGAGAAGCUCACAGCAGCCAACAUCGAGGGUUUGUCGCGGAAGUUGGAUCUCGCCAGACAGGAGGAGGAAGAAGAGGCCGAGCGAGAAUUGCAGGAAUCGGCUAUGCAGACUAACAUCGCUGGCGACCGUCCCGAUGUCUUCGGCGAUGAUGUCCAGCCCGGUCUGGCGCCUGACCUCCAGCUGCUCCGCACGAGAAUUACCGACACCAUUCGCAUCCUGGGCGAUCUGAAGACCCUCGGCCAGCCCGGCAAGUCUCGUACCGAUUACACCGAGCUCCUUCUCGGCGACAUCUGCACAUACUACGGCUACACCCCCUUCCUCGCGGAGAAGCUUUUCAACCUUUUCACUCCCAUGGAAGCCUUCGCCUUCUUCGAGGCCAACGAAACCCCCCGUCCCGUCGUCAUCCGUACCAACACCCUGCGCACCAACCGUCGUUCUCUCGCCCAGGCCCUGAUCAACCGUGGUGUGGUGCUCGAGCCCGUCGGCAAGUGGUCUAAGGUCGGUCUCCAGGUCUUCGAAUCCGCUGUGCCCCUUGGUGCUACUCCCGAAUAUCUGGCUGGUCACUACAUUCUCCAAGCUGCCUCUUCCUUCCUUCCCGUCAUGGCACUCGCCCCGCAGCCCAACGAGCGCGUUCUCGAUAUGGCCUCCGCCCCCGGUGGUAAGACCACCUACAUCUCCGCCCUCAUGCGCAACACUGGCUGUGUCAUCGCCAACGAUGCCAGCAAGCCCCGUGCCAAGGGUCUGAUUGGUAACAUUCACCGUCUGGGAUGCAAGAACACCAUUGUGACCCACAUGGAUGCCCGUACCGCCUUCCCCAGGGCCAUGGGUGGUUUCGACCGUGUUCUUCUUGACGCUCCUUGCACCGGUACUGGUGUCAUUUCCAAGGACCCCAGUGUUAAGACUUCCAAGAACGAGCGUGACUUCCUCGCUAUCCCCCACAUGCAGCGCCAGCUUCUCCUCGCCGCCAUCGACUCGGUUGACCACAACUCCAAAACUGGCGGUUACGUCGUCUACUCGACCUGUAGUGUCACCGUGGAAGAGAACGAGGCCGUCGUUCAGUACGUCCUGCGCAAGCGCCCCAACGUCAAGCUGGUCGACACCGGUCUCGGCGACUUCGGUAGCCCCGGUAUGACGAGCUACAUGGGCAAGCACUUCGAUGCCAAGAUGACCCUGACGAGACGUUACUUCCCCCACCGCGAGAACGUCGACGGUUUCUUCGUCUCCAAGUUCAAGAAGACCGGCCCCUCCCCUGCCACCAAGGCCGGCGAUGCCGCGGCUGCCCCUUCCACCGGCGAGGCUAAGCCCUCCAAGACCCCCUCCGUGACCUCCACCGACGACGAGAUCAUCGACAAGACCCCCAUCGCCGACGAGGACGGCAUGGUCGUUGAGACCGAAGGCGGCAGCUUCGGACCCUUCGAGGAGGACCCAGCAGACGCCGAACGCAUCGCCCGCGCAGAGCGCAACCGCCUCCGUCGCAAGGGUCUGAACCCCAAGGCUGUCCUCAACAAGCCCUCGAAAUCCAAGAAGGAGACCACCGAAACCCCCGCCACGGAAGCCUCCCCCAAGCCCGCCGACAAGAAGGAAAAGAAGGAAGCCCCCACCAAGGAGCAGAAGAAGGACGAGCCCGCCCCGGCCAUCGAAAAGAAGGUCAAGGAGACCACCACCACCGACAACAAACCCGCCAAGAAAGUCACGAAGAAGCAACAACAACCCGCCGCCACACAAGAAUCCCCUUCCACCACCACGGAGAAGAAGCCCGCUACGAAGGCCAAGAAAGCAGGCAAGAAAUAAAUGAAUACAUACCCACCUAAUCCGGCUUGUCUUCGUCUAUGAUCCUUCAUCUUCCUCAUCUUCUUCUUCAUUCUUGUAUUCUACGUUGUGGUUGACCAAAAGCAUCUUCAUCUCGCUUAUCUUGUCUUGUUUUUCUUUGUCGUGUCUGGUUAUGUAUGGGCGGCGCAUGCGCAUCUGAAUCUUUUUCUUCCUAUAUGAUGGUGGUACAUAGAUAGCUUCUAGUUACUGGGCUGGUUGAGUCAAUAGAUACC